AUGCACUUAUUACCAGCUUAUAGACAUCUGUCUGAGACACAAGAAGAGAUGAUAUGGGAGCUUGGUACAUUGAAUCUUGGGCCAGUGAAAGCCUUUAAUAUAAUGAGAAAAAGAUACGGAGGGUUUGAAAAUGUAGGCGCAACUAAAGACGAUUGCAAGAAUUUUAGAGCUAGGAUACAUAGCUACAUCGCACAGUAUGAUGCAGAUAUGGUUAUCAAUAGGUUGACCGAUAAAAAGCAGUUUAUGGUUGAUUAUUCAUUCUUUCAUUCGGUCGAUGAAAACAAACGAUUAACCGGCCUGUUUUGGGCCGAUGGCUUGUGCAAACGUAAUUAUGCUGAGUUUGGAGAUGUCAUAUCGUUUGAUGCUACAUUUAAAACCAACAAGUAUAAAAUGGUUUUUGUACCUUUUACUGGUAUUGAUAAUCAUUGUCGAAAUGUGACACUUGGAGCCGGGUUGUUAGCAUCCGAAAGCAUUGAAUCAUACAAGUGGCUUUUACAGUCAUUUUUGAACUCAUUUGGUAAGCAGCCGAAUGUGGUUGUCACUGAUCAGGAUCCCGCGAUGAAACAAGCCAUCGAAGCAGUGUUCGAUAAGAGUAGGCACAGAUUAUGUAUGUGGCACAUAAUGAAGAAACUUGCUGAUAAGGUCGGACAUCAGCUGUGCAAUAACGAAGACUUUAAGAGACGUAUGUGUGACAUUGUAUGGACAGAUUCGAUUACGCCAGAAACGUUUGAGAGAGACUGGAAGCUGAUAAUGAUUGAUUUCGGUCUAACUGAGAAUAAGUGGAUUGAUGAUAUGUUUGGCAUGAGAUCUUCGUGGAUCCCAGCGUUCUAUCGUCAUGAGCCUAUGUCUGGGCUUAUGCGGACCACUUCUAGAUCAGAGAGCGAAAACCAUUUUUUCUGUCAAGUGGCGAAUUCUCAACUUACCCUUGUUGAGUUCUUUAACCAUUUUGAUGGUGCAAUGGACAUUCAAAGAUUCAACCAUCGGAAGAAUGACCAUAUAUCUAGAAAUACAGUCCCCGAUAACUUUUCUGAAUCUACUCUAGAGGAUGAUGCCAUGAAAAUUUACACCAGGUCAAUUUUUGCUGAUCAACAGGCAGAGUUACAAGGAACACUGUCCGAGUGCCUUCCGAUGGAGACUAAAAUUGAGGAACCUUUUUUGAAGAUAAGUAUGAAGGAUUGGAAAGCUCACGGCGACGGUUUAUUAGAGGUAUGUUUCAAGAAGGGGGAGGAUGUAAUUGCAUUAUGCACUUGUCGCAGGUUUGAACAAUAUGGAUUGUUGUGCAAGCAUAUAUAUUUCGUGUUCAAGAUGUUCAAAGUGAAGGAAAUUCCCAACAAGUAUGUAAUGAGAAGAUGGACUAAAGAUGUGGUACCGAAUGAUCUUAAUAAUACAUUUGAUAUUACUGUUGACGGUGAUGAUGCGCAUAAAAAGGCCAAAGAGGUUGCGUAUGAGAUUAUGCAGACAGGAGAGUAUCUUAUUGGUAACCUGAUCAAAGAUUUCAAUCAUCUACUUAUAGUCAGGGAUCGGAUGAGAGAGAUGAAAGAAAUGGUUGAUGAACUUCGCAUAACCAAGCCCAUCGACCCUAAGUUUGAUAGAUAUUCAAGGUUAAUUGGUUACGAGAAACCAAACACUGACGAUCCACCUACAGUCCGUGUGCCAACUGGUAUUAGAAACAAAGGACGCGGUUCACAUAAGCGCAUUAAAUCAAAAAAAGAGAAAAUUAUUAGUCUAAAAGGCAAGAGAGGUCGGACAUGCAGUCACUGCAAUAUCAAAGGUCAUGACAUUCGAACUUGCAAGGUGUUAAAGGGUGAAGCUACUGCUGCUGAUAAGGUUGCCAAUAAGGAGGGGAGGAAAAGAAGAGCAAUUCAGUUAGAGAAGGAUCCUAAUUUAGUUGAUGAAGAGGACGAGGAGGUUGAAACUGGUGACGAAGAGGAGUUUGAGGAGUCCGACGAAGCAGAAGAUAGUGAUUUUGAAUGCGAAGACGAGUAG
Messenger RNA from Helianthus annuus (common sunflower), 1986 nucleotides. RefSeq names its product protein FAR1-RELATED SEQUENCE 5-like. NCBI's taxonomy places the organism in Eukaryota, Viridiplantae, Streptophyta, Magnoliopsida, Asterales, Asteraceae. The coding region runs from base 1 to 1986 and encodes 661 amino acids. The record is from RefSeq and is a predicted model, not a curated record. Gene Ontology annotation, biological process: regulation of DNA-templated transcription. Gene Ontology annotation, molecular function: zinc ion binding. The transcript is spliced from 4 exons.